AUGGCAAUUCUCAGGGGCACUGCUAAAGAUACGCAACGCUCUGACAAUGGCGUCGUUGGUGCAAACUCUGAUAUUAUCGGAGGGCUUCCUAUCAAGGCCGAACCCAAUGGCAUCGUUUCUGGUCCUCUUGUCUGGUCUGGCCAAGACUUCCACGGAGACCAAACCUACACUCUCCGCCUUAGUGACGAGGAGGCUGGUGAGGUCGACAGCGCCCUUACCAGUUUCAAAGCCCUCGGUCUCGAUGGUGAUAAAGUUUCAGCAGAUAACUUCCCCCUUCCUAACUUAUCUCGGCGCCUGCGUGCCAGCGCUGAAGGUCUUUAUUUUGGCAGAGGGUUCUUUAUCAUUCGUGGCAUCGAUGUUGCUAAAUACACUACUGAAGAUAGUGUUACUAUCUUCCUCGGUGUAGCCAGCUAUAUUGGCGACAAGCGCGGCCUACAGGACCGAAAGGGGAACAUGCUUAUCCGAGACAGCGCCAACAAGGGAGGAAACACUUAUCUCAGUUCGGCCUGGACAGUUUUCAAUCACCUGUUCAUUCAUGAGCCCGAGGUUGUUGAGACUCUGACAGCCCCUGACUGGCCUGUUCAACUGUCCGGCCGUAACGCCUCGUUCUAUCUCGCGCCCGUUUUGACAUUCCACAAUGGAAGGCUUCUCGCCAGCCUCGAUCCGCACCGCCUCGGCCCGCACCCGAAGAUGAAUACGAACAUUCCUGCUCUCUCAGAAGCUCAGCUCUAUGCCCUCCAAGUUGUAUCAGAUACAGCUUCGCGAUUCGAGCUGCAGUUGAAGCUAGAGACAGGAGAUCUCCUGUUCUUCAACAACCUUGCCCUCGUUCAUCGCCGAGAUGCCUACACGGACGACAAUACCUCAUCGCGACAUUUGGUACGACUCUGGCUUCGCAACCAAAAGUACGGCUGGGUAAUCCCUGAUGGUAUGCUUCCUCCUUGGGAAGCUGCCUAUGGAGAGAACCGCAAAAUCAGGACUCAAUAUUACCCUAUUGUUCCAAUGCCAGAGUAUUCUGUGCCGAAGUACACCACAAGCUCGGCUUGUUUCGUGAUGCAAGACUCGGAGAGUUCUGAUGGAGAAUAG
This is a messenger RNA of Fusarium poae, 1083 nucleotides long. RefSeq lists its product as uncharacterized. Lineage: Eukaryota; Fungi; Ascomycota; Sordariomycetes; Hypocreales; Nectriaceae. The transcript is spliced from 4 exons. Gene Ontology annotation, molecular function: oxidoreductase activity. The record is from RefSeq and is a predicted model, not a curated record. The coding region runs from base 1 to 1083 and encodes 360 amino acids.